Entelurus aequoreus (snake pipefish) is the source of this 5577-nucleotide messenger RNA. RefSeq lists its product as uncharacterized. Bases 2646 to 4733 code for a protein of 695 amino acids. Gene Ontology annotation, molecular function: pseudouridylate synthase activity; kinase activity. The transcript is spliced from 18 exons. NCBI's taxonomy places the organism in Eukaryota, Metazoa, Chordata, Actinopteri, Syngnathiformes, Syngnathidae. The record is from RefSeq and is a predicted model, not a curated record.
UUAGAUGUAUUGUUUUAUUGGGUUAUACGAUUGAUUGAAGUCUGAUGAAGACCUGUUUUCCACCAGGACUGAAUUAGGGCUAGAAAAAAACAGGUCCCGAGUAUCUCCUGCACUAGAAUUUGGGUGUCAGUUUCUAAAGCGUGUCCCUCUGAAGGUGGAGCAUGGAGGACAUUUUAUACCAAAUUAUAUUUUCUCUUCUAGAAACUUUACUCAAAAUGUCUGGUUGCUGCUGUCAUUUCCUCUCUUAGUUUUCUCCUUUAUAUUUCCCAUGCAUGUUCCACAGACUCUACCUCAUUGCAGCUCUCACAUAAUCCUUUAAGGUGUUUACUUAUGAAGUAUUUAGUAUUUAAUUUAGUGUUUGAAAGUAUUUACUUUGGCAACACUAAAUUGGCCCUAGUGUGUGAAUGUGAGUAUGAAUGUUGUCUGUCUAUCUGUGUUGGCCCUGCGAUGAGGUGGCGACUUGUCCAGGGUGUACCCCGCCUUCCGCCCGAUUGUAGCUGAGAUAGGCUCCAGCACCCCCCGCGACCCCGAAGGGAAUAAGCGGUAGAAAAUGGAUGGAUGGAUGGAAGUAUUUACUUAUUCAGUCUGGAGUGUCCUAAUAUAACGCGUGAUAUGAUUCCUUCCUCUUUUGUGCUCCCCCUUACAGUUCUUCCCGCUCCUACUGUGUUCUGUAUAUUAUAUGUCCCAAUGUGAUUGCCACUCUUUUAAAAGAUGUUCUUUAAUUCAGGAUUUUCCCUCUGACUUACUGAGAGCUGGUCUAGCAUUAGUGUCUGGUUUGCCAGCUGAUCUGCCAAUUCAUUGCCCUUUAUGUCUGUGUGAGCCGGAACCCGUAGGAACCUUAGGUUCGACAGCUAAGAUCCAACUCUUAAGUCUGAACAGUAUUUUAUGUAUGUCAUUAACUAUAUCUUGUCUGUUUUGCGACCUAAAAUUUUGAAUAGAGAUUAACGCUGACCUUCAGUCUGAGCAGACUAUCACCUUUUUUUUAGCUGUGACUCUUCUUCAUUGUUCUUUCUUGAACUGCAAUCCGCAGCCUUAGUACUAAAAAAGCAAAGCCUGUAUUUCAUGUGAUUGGAUCUUUUGAUAUGUCCGUAAAUAUUGGAUUAAGCAAACUGUAUUUUGGACUCCAACGGUCUUCAACCAUCACUACCACCCUUCCACUGAGCUCUUGACCAUUGGCUUUUUGCCGAGGCCAAAUAUCCAUCAAAGCUGCAGGGAGCAACCAUGUAGGAGUAAUUGUUGAAGGUCUUGAUAAAGAAAACGGCAUUUGUGUUAAUUUGAUGUCUUCUGCCAUUCUCCUGCUCCUCCAUGCAAAACAUUCAUAUUGAGCUCCCUGGCUCUCCCAGGAUGGUAACAUCACCCUUCUUGUAGGGCUCUGUAUUUCAGAGUGACCUCAACUGCAAUGGCGUCUCCACCCGGAGUGCAGAAAGAGGAGUUGUCCUGAAAGUCUCAGGGCUCGUGUCUGAACUGGUUCCAAUAUUUGAACAGAUUGCUGACCCAUACAUGCAUAGUCUAAAAUCGCCCUUACCGUAGCGAUGCAAAACCUUUUCAUGGCUGCUCUGCUGGUGCCCACCCUCCUCCUUCCAUGUUAGCCUAGUGUCCAUCCACAUACCCAAAGACCUACAUGAAUUGACUUGUUCUACUACCUGGCCAUACGCAAGCACUCUUCUUUUCCAUGUGAACACUAUAAUUGUUUUCUUCCCCACCGAUAAGCCCAUUCUUCCACCACACUUAGUGCCUCUUGAAUGUUAUUUGUGAUGUGACAAACAUUUCUAGCACGUUUCCAUAAAGCGUCAUCAUCUGCAAAUAAUCAACGCCCAUACUGCCUUCAGCAUGUUCAAAGAUGUCAUCGAUCGUAAAAGAAAAUAAGAUUGGGCAAAUCACACUCCCCUGGCGGAGUAUCCGAUAGUUCUCUGACCUGUACAAACCUAAUCUUUAAUACAUCCCCAAGUUCGACCUGAGAUACCCAUCAACCCUAAGGUCUACGGAUGUUCUCAUCCAUCAGGUCUUUGUCAUCUCAGGGCAUUCAAUCGAUCGCAACCGGACUGUUUGGUUUGUCUUUGAAGACGUUUGGCCUCUCAUUCAAGUAGGCUUUUAAGACAAACCAAACAGUCCAGUUGCAAUCGAUUGAAUGGCCUGAGACCAUCAACCCUUACUUGAUUAUUAGUCGCUCCUUCCAGACCAUGUCGUAAGCCUUCUCUGCAUAAAAAAUACUGCCAACACUGACUCUUUAUUAACUUGAGCUUUCCUUAUAUGCGCUUCCAAACAUGUUACAGAAUCCAUAGUUCCCCUUCCUCUCCUAAAGAAUCCUUUUACUCUCCCCAAUGUGCAUCAGCCUCUCAGUAAUCAUCCUCUCCAGGACUUUCCCCGAGUGGGAGGUCAGCCCUAUAGGCCUAUGAUUGCUCUGGUUAGUAGGAUCCUUCCCUGGCUUUCUUGUCAGGACAAUCACCACCUAUGUCCAACUUGGAGGCAAAGUUCCAACCUCCCACACUGUAUUGUAAUAUCCAAGAACUUCCAUGGCAGCUAUAGGCCCCAUGCUGGCACACACGUUGUCCUUAGCCGGUGCUUGUAAUAUUGCCCUUCUCAUUUCCCUGCUGAGGCCACAGGUUGUACUUUUAAAGCAUGCAAUAUUUAGAAUGUAAAAGAAAAUGUGCCCUCUUAUGUGGUCAAGAAGAGAUAUGCUGAAGAGAGCGAGCACACUGGUCCUCAGAAGAGGACUGUCGAUAUUGAACAAUGACUGUGUCUUCAGAGUUCACCCAUCAGUGUCACAGGCGCUGGCGGAAAACGGACCGGUGGUGGCGCUAGAGAGCACCAUUAUCACUCACGGCAUGCCCUAUCCUCACAACCUCAGAACAGCUCAAGAGGUGGAGGCCAUUGUGCGAGCUGAAAACGCCACACCCGCCACUGUUGGAGUGAUUAGGGGCAAAGUUCACGUCGGACUGUCUUCAGGGGAGCUGGACUUCUUGGCCCGCUGCGACGGCUCCAUGAAGGUGUCUCGACGAGACCUGCCCUAUGUUGUCAGUCAGGGGCUCUCGGGGGGGACCACCGUGUCGGCCACCAUGAUAGCAGCGCACCGGGCUGGCAUCCCGGUGUUUGUCACUGGUGGCAUCGGGGGAGUGCACAGAGACGGACAGAACAGUCUGGAUAUCAGUGCUGAUCUGACAGAACUGAGCAGGACUCCCAUCGCCGUGGUGUCGGCUGGCGUCAAGUCUAUUCUGGACAUCGGCCGCACACUGGAGUACCUGGAGACACAGGGUGUUUGUGUCGCCACCUAUGGAUCGUCCAAGGAAUUUCCAGCAUUCUUCUCCCCAUCGAGCGGUUUCACGUCGCCGUAUCAAGUCUGCAAUCCUGACAAAGCCGCAGAACUCAUUGAAAGCGCUCUUUCAUUGGGCGUCCAGAGUGGCGUCCUCAUAGCCGUGCCCAUCCCUGAGGAGCACGCCGCAGCAGGCCAGCAGAUCGAGGAGGCCAUACAGGCAGCCCUGGAGGAAACAAAUGCUAAAAGCAUCAGAGGAAGAGACGUGACUCCGUACAUUCUUCAGCGAGUCAAUGAGCUGACCAAAGGAAAGUCCCUUCAUGCUAAUGUUGCUCUCAUGCACAACAAUGCUAAAGUGGGCAGCCACAUCUGCUGUGCUCUCGCUGCACGCACCAAGAAGAGCAAGUCACAAAGUCAGCCAUCAGACUCUAAUAUUGUUGUCAUCGGCGGUAUAAAUGUGGAUUUUAUUGCCAAAGGAAAAAGCAAAAGUCUUCAAUUUGGACGGACCAACCCAGGAAGUGUGUGUCAGUCAUAUGGAGGUGUGGGAAGAAACAUCAGCGAUUGUUUAAGUCGUCUGGGCCGGCGGCCAUUGUUCAUCUCUGCCACUGGGAGGGAUUCCCACAGCGAGGCCGUCUUCAACCACUGCAGACAUAUGAACACCAGCGGCGUGACCAGGUUGGAAGGCGCGAGCACAGCGACGUACUGUGCCGUCAUCACAGAGAGUGGAGAACUCAGUCUGGGAUUGGGCGACAUGGACAUUCACCAGCAGAUAACACAGCAAUAUGUGUCCCGGUUUAAGGAGCAGCUUUUGUCAUCUAAUUUGGUGUGCCUUGAUGGAAACAUACCCAUUUCCACCAUCAGAUACGUUUGCUCCAUGGCCAAAGAGCACAACAUCAAUGUUUGGUAUGAGCCCACCGAUUCCGAAAAGGCUUGCAAGCCUUUCCUGUCAGACGCCUGGAAGUCGUUGGCCUACACCUCCCCAAAUUUGUCGGAGCUGUGCACCAUGAACAAAACGCUGGGCCUCCAGACGCCUGAAGUGCUCCCAAGUUCCUUGGAGCAGCUGCUGAGUCUGGCCGUGGCUCUCUCACGCCCCCUUCUGGAGCACAUCCACUGCCUGGUGGUGACCUUGGGGGCCGACGGGGUGUUGGUGUGCGGGGAGCAUCAAGCAGGCUCAGUCCGCCUGCAGCCCAGGAAAGACAAGAAGAAGAGAAAGCUGUGUGCCGUCCACUACCCAGCUCUGAAGGUAGCAGCACGGGAGACGAUGAACGUCUCAGGAGCAGGAGAUAGUCUCGCAGGUGCCCUGAUGGCGGGGAUGGUCCAGGGUCAAGACACGGACACCUGUGUUCGCAUGGGUCUCCUGGCCGCGCGCCUGUCCCUCGCAUCGCCGCACCCCAUCGCCCACGUGCUGACAGCACACUCUGUGGACCCCCACCGGGUUCCCCAUCACAGCUGGCCCCCACCCAGAUUCUUGUGGAUUGACUGAAAAUAUUUGUACAUUAUAGGCAGGAGGGGAAAAAACAAGGAUUGGUUUUCUGCUCCAUUUUUAAGUUAAGUUAAAGUUAAAGUACCAAUGAUUGUCACACACACACUAGGUGUGGUGAAAUUUGUCCUCUGCAUUUGACCCAUCCCCUUGGGGAGCAGUGGGCAGCAGCGGCGCCGCGCCCGGGAAUCAUUUUGGUGAUUUAACCCCCAAUUCCAACCCUUGAUGCUGAGUGCCAAGCAGGGAGGUAAUGGGUCCCAUUUUUAUAGUCUUUGGUAUGACUCGGCUGGGAUUUGAACUCCAACCUACCGAUCUCAGGGCGGACACUCUAACCACUUGUGUGGAAUCCUAGUUAGGAAUACGAUGUGAAAAAUGAAGGCCUUUCAUUUUAAAAUCAUCGGUAUGUGCAAUGCAUAGUUGCAAAAUAAAUCCUAUAUUCUGCAUUGUUCAGUAAAAUAAAGUCAAAUAAUACAAGCAUUAAACUUUUUUUUUUAUUUCUGUGGAGGUCCUGCUUCUCCGGGUUCUCUGGACCACCAAUGACGCACAUGACAGCCGUGUUCAUCGUUGCGAACAAUGAUUUAUUUUGCAAUAAUCUGUGCUUUUCAGCCAUGUUAGAGUCUACCUCGCUCGUUCUGCACCUUCAACAACCUCCUCUCCUUCUUGACUGCUGCCUUUAACAGAGCGACAGGUGAUCAGACAAACACUCACAGCUGUGUCAUCUACGCACCUGUCACUAAUCUCGAAGCCGAUCUUGACACACCCCGCUUCGCUGCAGGUCCGCAGGCCACACCCUCCCACAAUUUCAUUAAACUAUUUCCAAAGUGUUUCACAUAGAAAGAAAAACUGA